Messenger RNA from Saprolegnia parasitica CBS 223.65, 1089 nucleotides. RefSeq lists its product as hypothetical. The record is from RefSeq and is a predicted model, not a curated record. Lineage: Eukaryota; Oomycota; Saprolegniomycetes; Saprolegniales; Saprolegniaceae. The coding region runs from base 1 to 1089 and encodes 362 amino acids. The transcript is spliced from 11 exons.
AUGAAGCCGCGUAUCCUCGUGCUUGGCGGCGUCGGCAUGGUGGGCCGCAACUUUGUCAAGCACUGCGUCGACCACGACCUCUGCAGCUACAUCCGCGUCGCUGACAAGUCGAUGCCCGAGAUCUCGUACUUCAACCCGAGCCACAAGGCGGCGUUUGCGUCCGACGUCGUCGAGUACGUCCAGGCCGACCUCACGCGCGACGCGCACGUCGAGAAGGCCUUCAAGGCCGAGGCGGGGCCGUACGACUAUGUCUUCAACCUCGCCGGCGAAACCAAGUGCUCGCUGCCCGAAGCCGUGUACAGCGCCAAGGUACACGAUCUUGUAGCGGCCAAAGCCCAGGAGCUCGACGUCAAGAUGUUCAUCGAGGUCUCGACGGCGUUCGUGUACAAGUCGCAGACCAAGGCGCCGGCGACCGAAGACGCGGCGCUCGACCCGUGGACGCUCCAAGCCAAGUUCAAGCUCCAAGCAGAGGAUGCGUUGCGGGCCAUGACCGGCCUCAACGUGGUGUUCGUGCGCCCGGCGACCAUCUACGGUCCUGGCGACGUCAUGGGCCUUAUGCCCCGAAUUGUCUGCGCUGCCUCGUACGUCCAGCUCCAAGAAAAGAUGAAAUUGCUUUGGGACGACGAGCUGCGCGUCAACACGGUUCAUGUGAAGGACGUGGCGCGGGCGCUCUGGCACGUGGCGACGCGUGGCGAAGCGGGCAACGUCUACAACUUGGCCGACAAGAACGACACGAGUCAAGGCAAGCUCAAUGCGCUUCUCGGCCCGCUCUUUGGCAUCGACACGGGCUUCAUCGGCAAGCUCAUCUCGAACCUCGCGCGCCUCCGCCUCGGCGACGUCGUCGACGAUGUCAACGACAAACACAUGAAGCCGUGGUCGGACCUCUGCAGCACGCACGGCGUGACCAACACGCCAUUGACGCCGUACUUGGACAAGGAGUUGCUCGCGCACCACCAGCUCUACAUCAACGGCGCCAAGAUCGAAGCGAUUGGGUUCGAGUACGCGUACCCGAUGCUCACCAUCGACGAGCUCCGCGACGUCAUUGAGGGCGCCAUCGCCCAGCGCAUCUUCCCGCCGAUCCUCGCGUGA